AUGAAGUGGUUACUGUUUCCGGCAAGAACCAUAGCACGCACCCGACCCGGCCUCCUUCUGCUGUACAAAAGAUCCAUUUCACAGUACUUACGACCUCGAACCAUUGAAAACCUGCAAUCAAUGGCACAAACACCCGAACCUAAAACCAAGCUGUUUAAACCCCUGGUCUGGAUCGACUGCGAGAUGACUGGCCUGGACCACGUAAAUGACAGAAUUAUCGAGAUCUGUUGCAUCAUCACCGAUGGACAUCUGACGCCCGUCAAAGCGGCCGAUGGCCAAGGGGAGUCGCACUAUGAGAGCGUCAUUCACUAUGGUCCCGAGGUGAUGAACAAAAUGAACCAGUGGUGUAUCGAGCACCAUGGCGACAGUGGUCUCACAGCCAAGGUCUUGGCAAGUGACAAGACCUUGGCCCAGGUAGAAGACGAGCUGCUCGAGUACAUCCAGCGUUACAUUCCAGAUAAAAACGUCGGCGUCCUGGCAGGCAACAGUGUGCAUAUGGACCGUUUGUUCAUGGUCCGCGAGUUUCCCAAGGUCAUCGAUCAUCUCUUUUACAGAAUAAUUGACGUCAGCAGCAUCAUGGAAGUUGCCCGUAGACACAAUCCCGCUCUACAAGCACGUAAUCCAAAGAAAGAAGCUGCCCACACUGCUUACAGUGACAUCAAAGAGAGCAUAGCCCAAUUGCAAUGGUAUAUGGACAACUACUUGAAGCCACCACAGGAGACAGAGUCGGUCGAGUCAAUCGGGCCUGAGCAGCCGGAGUCACCAUCUUCAUCUACCUCAUCUUUGAAAAGACAACGCACCGAUUUUUAA
Molecule: messenger RNA, 810 nt
Organism: Saccharomyces paradoxus
Lineage: Eukaryota; Fungi; Ascomycota; Saccharomycetes; Saccharomycetales; Saccharomycetaceae
Gene: REX2
Product: Rex2p
Exons: 1
Coding region: 1-810 (269 amino acids)
Cellular component (GO): mitochondrion
Molecular function (GO): 3'-5'-RNA exonuclease activity; nucleic acid binding
Source: RefSeq, a predicted model, not a curated record